GAGGGACAAACAGGCUUCCUGGCUUUGAGUGUGAUGAGAGAGAUAACUAUGAUUUGCUAUGGAAGAAUGCUAAAGGGGCCCAGAAAUCAGAAAAUGCAUUCUGGAAGAUGUAAGAGUCAAAGGACUGAGUGCUGGGGUUAGGGAACAUUCUUCAUUCAUAAAUGGGGAAGGAGGAACUGUGAAGGGGAUUGAAGAAAGGACAUGUGGAGGGGUACCCUGAGGUGAAGAAAGAAAGGCUAUCUCGUGUCUUGUUAAAGUAUUUGGCUUUUAUCCUUAAGCUAAUAGAAGAUUCUAAGCAUGGAACUCUUAAUCAUGAAGACAGCUCUUGACAGAGAUUACCCUGGCUGCUGGGAGGACCAUAGACUGGAGGGAAAACAACUUGAAUGUGAAGAAAUGAAAUCCCAGAGGAGAACCACUUUGUGCUUCAUGUUUGCUGUGAUUUAUUCUUCCCAAGCGACACUGAACUUAGAGUCUGCUAUCCAUCCUUCGGUUCUCCAGGAACAUGAACUAACUGCUGUAGAACCACUAAGGCAAAAACGAGCAGUUGCCACAAGUGGUCCCGCCAUGGAAGAGUACACUGUUGAUAUUGAGAUCAGUUUUGAAAACACAUCCUUCGUGGAGUCUAUCAGAGCUCGCUUGAACAGCCUCAGUUUUCCAAUUCAAGGAAACAACACUGACCCAGCUACUGAUAUUUUAAGCAUAGAGCUGACAACUGUAUGCAGGCCUACUGGAAAUGAGAUCUGGUGCUCCUGCGAGACAGGCUAUGGGUGGCCUCAGGAAAGGUGCCUCCACAGUCCCACUUGUCAAGAGCAAGGCAGCUCUCUCCCAGGGCACCGCUGCAGUUGCCUUAGGGGACUUCCUUCAAAGGGACCUUUCUGCCAGCUCCAGGGAGCAGAUGUUACCCUGAGAAUGAAGGUCAGACUAAAUGUGGAAUUUCCAGCAGACCUUAAGAACACAUCCUCUGCCCUCUAUAGGUCCUACAAGACCGACCUGGAAAGAGCGUUCCAGGAGGGUUACAGAAUUUUACCAGGCUUCAAAUCGGUGACUGUGACAGAGUUCACCAAGGGCAGUGUGAGUGUGUCAUAUGAAGUCCAGAGUAAAACACCACCACCUGGAUUAAUUCAGAAAGCCAACGAGCAAGUCAUGCAGACUCUUAAUCAGACCUACAAAAUGGACUACAGUUCCUUUCAAGGGGUGCCUAGUAAUGAAACUAAGUUCACUGUCAUACCAGAAAUCAUCUUUGAAGGGGACACAGUAACCCUGGAAUGUGAAAAUGAAGUUUUGUCCUCCAAUGUGUCUUGGUACCGGGGAGAAAGACACAUCCAGAACAACAGCAGAUUCUCCAUUUACACCUCGAUGCCCAACAACAUAACCUCAGUAUCACGCCUCACCAUCCACAACAUCACUCAGGGUGACGCGGGUGAAUAUCUUUGCAAACUGAUAUUGGAUAUUUUCGAGUAUGAGGCUAAAAAAAAAAUAGAUGUGCUACCCAUCCGAAUUUUGGCAAAAAAAGAAAUGAAGGUGAUGUGCGACAACAAUCCUGUAUCUCUGAACUGUUGCAGUGAGAGUAACGUAAAUUGGAGCACAGUAGAAUGGAAGCAGGAAGGAAAAAUAAGCAUUCUAGGAAACACAGAAACAAACCUAGAUUCUAAAUGCAGCAGAUUCACCCUCAAGGCUAAUGGAACCCAGUGCCCAAGUGGGUCAUCUGGAACAACAGUCAUCUACACUUGUGAGUUCAUCGGCGUACAUGGAGCCAGAGGCAGUAAGAAUAUAGACGUGACAUUCACCUCUGUGGGAGAUAAUUCCAGCCACAAAAGGGAAGUGCACGAGUUCCUAAGGCAUGUGAUGGAAGUGAGUACAGUUCAGAGCACCACCGGGAACAGCCUAGAAACAAGUAAAGCCCAGGAACAGCAAGCCAACCUGACCAUAACCCCGGACCUAAUUUCUGUUUCUGAGGGACAAAGCUUUUCCAUAAAAUGCACCAGCGAUGUGAGUAACUACGAUGAGGUAUAUUGGAACACUUCUGCUGGAAUCAAAAUAUAUGAAAGGUUUUAUACCACGAGGAGGUAUCUUAAUGGAGCAGAGUCAGUGCUGACGGUGAAGACCUCGACCAGGGAGUGGAACGGAACCUAUCACUGCAUAUUUAGAUACAAGAACUCAUACAGUGUUGCAACCAAAGAUGUCACUGUUCACCCGCUGCCUCUAGAGGCCAACAUCAUGAUUGAUCCUUUGGAAGCUAGUUUCUUAUGUGGAGACUCCCAUUCCUUCAAGUGCUGCAUUGAGGAGGAUAUUGACUACAAAGUCACAUUCCAGAUUGAUUCCUUGUCCUUUCCAGCAGCAAAAGAAGUUAAUGGGAAACAAGUGUGCUACAAAUACAGUUUCAACACAAGCUCAGUUUCCUUGUGUUCAAGAAAUGUUGAUGUGUUUUGUCACUUUACCAAUGCUGCUAAUAAUUCAGUCCAGAGCCCAUCCAUGAAGCUCUCUCUGGUUCCUGAGAAGAAUAUCACAUGCCAGGAUCCCACAAUAGGUGUAGGGCAUCCAGGAAAGGUCAUCCAGAAGCUAUGCCAGUUCUCCAACGUUCCCAGCAGCCCUGACCGUACCAUUGGAGGGACCAUCACUUACAUCUGUGCAGGCUCGAGGUGGAAGGUGAAGAGAAAAGACUGCAUCUCUGCCCCAAUAAAUAGCCUGCUCCAGUUGGCCAAGGCUUUGAUCAAGAGCCCCUCUCAGGAUGAAAAGCUCCCUGCCUACCUAAAGGAUCUUUCUACUAGCACAGGCAAGGAGGAACAGGAAAUCAGCUCAUCACCAGGGAGCCUGGGAGCCAUUAUUAACAUCCUUGAUUUGCUUUCAACAGUUCCAACCCAAGUGAAUCCAGAGAUGAUGAAGGAUGUGCUGUCUACUGUGAACAUCAUCCUCAGUAAGUCUGUCUUGAGCACCUGGAAGGUUUUACAGCAGCAGAAGACCAACCAGAGCUCCCAGCUACUGUACUCAGUGGAAAGGUUUUCCCAAGCCUUACAAUCUGGAGAUAACACCCCAUCGUUCCUCUCCCACCCCAAUGUGCAGAUGAAGAGCAUGGUGAUAAAAUCUGGCCAGACGAAUAUCUACCAACAGAAUUUUAUUUUUGCAGACUCUGACCUCUGGGGCAACGUGGCCAUUGAUAAGUGCCAGCUGGGACACUUGCAGCCGGAUUCAUCUAUUGUCACGGUGGCUUUCCCAACACUCCAUGCUAUCCUUGCUCAGGAUAUUCAGAAAAAAAAUUUUGCAAACAGCUUGGUGAUGACAACCACCCUCAGCCACAAUCUAACCAAGCCAUUCAGGAUUUCCAUGACUUUUAAAAGCAACCAUCACUCAGGAGGGAGUCCCCAGUGUGUCUUCUGGAACUUCAGUCUCGCCAACUCCACUGGCGGGUGGGAUAGCAGUGGGUGCCGGGUGAAAGAAGUCAAAGGGGACAGUGUGUCCUGUACCUGUGACCACCUGACAUCAUUCUCCAUCCUCAUGUCCCCUGACUCCCCAGACCCUGGUUCUCUCCUGAAAAUACUACUAGAUAUCAUCUCUUACAUUGGGCUGGGCUUUUCCAUCUUGAGCUUAGCGGCCUGUCUGGUUGUGGAAGCUAUGGUGUGGAAAUCGGUGACCAAGAACCGGACUUCCUACAUGCGCCACACCUGCAUAGUGAACAUCGCCACCUCCCUACUCAUUGCUGACACCUGGUUUAUUGUGGCUGCUGCCAUCCACGACCAUCACUACCCACUCAGCGAGACGGCCUGUGUGGCUGCCACCUUCUUUAUCCACUUCUUCUACCUCAGCGUCUUCUUCUGGAUGCUGACACUAGGUCUCAUGCUCUUCUAUCGCCUGGUUUUCAUUCUGCAUGAUGCCAGCAAGUCCGUUCAGAAGGCUAUUGCCUUUUCUCUAGGCUAUGGCUGCCCCCUGGUCAUCUCAGUCAUCACCGUGGGGGCUACCCAGCCGCAGGAAGUCUAUACGAGGAAGAAUGCCUGUUGGCUCAACUGGGACGACACCAAGGCCCUGCUGGCCUUUGUAAUCCCAGCACUGAUCAUUGUGGUGGUGAACGUGACCAUCACAGUUGUGGUCAUCACCAAGAUCCUGAGGCCUUCCAUUGGAGACAAGCCAAGCAAACAGGAGAGGAGCAGCCUGUUCCAGAUCAGCAAGAGCAUUGGUGUCCUCACGCCACUCUUAGGGCUCACUUGGGGUUUUGGUCUUGCCACUGUGUUCCAGGGGAGCAAUGCCGUCUUCCAUAUCAUAUUUACCCUCCUCAAUGCCUUCCAGGGAUUAUUCAUUUUACUCUUUGGAUGCCUCUGGGAUCAAAAGGUACAGGAAUCUUUGCUGAACAAGUUUUCAUUGUCAAGGUGGUCUUCUCAGCACUCAAAGUCAACAUCCAUAGGUUCAUCUACACCUGUGUUUUCUAUGAGUUCUCCAAUAUCAAGAAGAUUUAACAACCUUUUUGGUAAAACAGCAGCCCCAAAGGUCCCCCCAGGCAAAGACGGAAACCUUGUUAGCAGUGGCAGUUCACGAAACUGAUGGAACGUACAAUGUCUCCACCCCAGAAACAACCAGCUCCUCCCUGGAAAACUCAUCCAGUGCUUAUUCAUUGCUCAACUAAGAACAGAAAAAUCCAACCCACACGACCUCUUGGAACUGGUGGACGUGAUCUGAGCAAGAGACCCUUUUAAAGCUAUGGGUGAAGUGUUCUCUCUGCAGGCUUCUGGGAGCAGAUGCUGAAGAGUCUUUUCCACUAGAAAAGAACCUUUCUUUUGUAAAGACAGAUAAAAGUAAUGGUUAUGUUUAUUUUUGCUCCCCACCCCCAUCCCUUGUGUGAUGUCAGGUGUGUAUAGUAUUUAAGUGAAACUCAAAUCCCUCAGGCCCAACUUCUUGUCUAUAUUGUAAAAUAGAAUUUUGUAGAGACAUUUUCACUUUUUGCUAUUGGCUACAAAGAUAAGCUUUGACUGAAAUAAUAGGAAGGAAGCUAGUACCAAGGAAAUACUUCAUCAAAUUCUAGGAAGGAAGGAAGGGAGGGAGGGGGGAAGGAAGGGAAGGAAGGAGGGAGGGAGAGAGGAAGGAAGGAGAAAGAAAAAGAAAAAAGAAGGAGAAGGGAAAAAAACAACAUUAAGGACCAUAUUUUAAGAUUUUCAUAGUAAUGAUCUAAUGUAAUCACUCAGAUAUUUCAACACUGAGAGGUUAAAAAAAAGACUCAAAAUGGACACUGAAAGUAAGACGAGGGGAAUGAGCUUGAUAUCUUCCUGAUAUUUUCUUAGUUACGAAGUGGGGAAAAAGACAGUGGAAAAAUAAGAAAUCACAUCAUUGGGAUGCUUUCAAGUGGAUAAUGAUAUUUACAAGCAAUGCACCUAGGGGGACAUGAUUCUCCUAAAAUAGACAUGGGUGGAUUCCUUUGUGUGUCAAGGUCAAACCUAAGGAAUGAACAUGCAGAGAAAGUAUGACUGCAGGUCCUCGUCAGAUCCAAGUAGAUCCCACUGCUGACUAAAGUUUUAAGUUUAUUGAAAAAAGUCUUUUGUUUCAUUUUAGCAUACAUUUUAAAAACAAAAAAAAAACCUAUAUUUUUAUACCCAACCAUUGACAAAUGUGACAUAUUGCACUGAAAAUGGAGUCCAACUGUCUUAUUUGUAACAGCUUUAAGCAGGUACUUCUUCUCUGUGCAUUGUAGAAUAGAUUUUAAUAUUCUUCUGGCAUUGUACAUUACUAUUAUUGUUCUUACUAAGCAUUUGAUGGCCCUUGGUGUGCUGUAUAAUUUUUUGUGUAGUAUUUCUUUCAGUUCCCAGACCAAUAUACAUUAAGAGUUUUUUUUAUGGUUCAGCUUGUACUUAUUACAACCACUUGGAAAGCUUCCAGAGAAAAAAUUUACAGAGGGCUAUUUUGUGUUCUUAAUGACACUUUACCUUGAUGAGCAAAUGGCAAAACUUUUUCCAAGGAUUUGAUUGUUCAUGAAUUAUUUGUGUGUAUGUUGUCUGUAUGUGUGAAUUUCAUCAAAAUACAAAUAUUUAUUAAACUGUGUCCAUAUUAGAGUUCA
Marmota monax (woodchuck) is the source of this 6034-nucleotide messenger RNA. It is a transcript of the gene Adgrf5, whose product is annotated as adhesion G protein-coupled receptor F5. Gene Ontology annotation, molecular function: G protein-coupled receptor activity. Lineage: Eukaryota; Metazoa; Chordata; Mammalia; Rodentia; Sciuridae. Gene Ontology annotation, cellular component: membrane. The coding region runs from base 298 to 4530 and encodes 1410 amino acids. The record is from RefSeq and is a predicted model, not a curated record. The transcript has 23 exons. Gene Ontology annotation, biological process: G protein-coupled receptor signaling pathway; cell surface receptor signaling pathway.